AUGGCUGCUCUGCAAUACUUGGAAUCCCUUCGAACUUCCCACCCUGAACUCGGCGAAUGGUACAAUUCUCUUGCGGAUCUGUACCAGAACAAGCUAUGGCAUCAGCUUACUCUCAAGCUCGAACAGUUCGUCGCUCUUGCCGUUUUUCAGGCCGGCGAUGCUCUGAUACAAUUAUACAACAAUUUCAUCACAGACUUUGAGACCAAGAUCAACCUUCUCAAGCUUGCACAUUUUGCUGUGAUGGUUUCUCGACAGUAUUCUGAGAAAGAAGCUGCUGUUGCUUAUCUUGAAGGGGUCAUUGAGAAACUGCAAGCAACUAGAGAGCAGCGGAUUGAAGAGCCCAUCCUAUACAUAAAGAUGCAAAUUGCCUUAUUUAAGCUUGAGCAAGGUGACCAAAAAGAAUGUAAGAAUCUUCUUGAAAAUGGAAAGAGUACACUUGACAGCAUGACAGAUAUUGAUCCAACUGUGUAUGCAAGCUAUUAUUGGGUAUCUUCUCAAUAUCACAAGUCCCGCCAGGAAUUUGCUGAGUUCUACAAAAAUGCUCUUCUCUAUUUGGCAUACACAUCAGUGGAGUCUCUCUCUGAUUCAUUCAAGCUGGAUUUGGCAUUUGACCUGUCCCUUUCUGCUCUGUUGGGGGAUAACAUAUACAACUUUGGAGAGCUACUUGCCCAUCCUAUUAUUAAGAGCCUCCUAGGGACAAAGGUGGAAUGGCUCUACUACAUUCUGCAGGCAUUCAAUUCUGGUGAUUUGGUUCGAUAUCAAGAAUUAUGUCAGGUGCAUAAUGCUGCUUUAAGGGCUCAACCGGCACUUGUUCAAAACGAACAGAAGCUGUUGGAAAAGAUCAACAUUCUCUGUCUGAUGGAAAUUAUAUUCAGCCGGCCUUCGGAAGACCGCACUAUUCCCUUGAGUGCAAUUGCAGAGCGUACAAAGCUUUCAAUAGAGGAUGUGGAGCAUCUCCUUAUGAAGAGCCUAUCUGUUCAUUUGAUCGAGGGUAUUAUUGAUCAAGUGGAGGGCACAGUACAUGUUUCUUGGGUGCAACCAAGAGUUCUUGGUAUUCAACAGAUAAAAUCCUUAAGGGAUCGACUGGAUAGUUGGACAGGAAAAGUACACACAGCGUUGUUGUCCAUCGAGGCCGAGACACCUGAUUUAAUUGGAUCAUGA
Vicia faba (fava bean) is the source of this 1161-nucleotide messenger RNA. NCBI's taxonomy places the organism in Eukaryota, Viridiplantae, Streptophyta, Magnoliopsida, Fabales, Fabaceae. The record is from the annotation of a GenBank genome assembly.